Messenger RNA from Pocillopora verrucosa, 1572 nucleotides. The record is from RefSeq and is a predicted model, not a curated record. NCBI's taxonomy places the organism in Eukaryota, Metazoa, Cnidaria, Anthozoa, Scleractinia, Pocilloporidae.
AUGUUUGCCUCCCUGGUUCUGUCGCUUUGCGUGACACUCGCAUUUUCUGAAGCAAAAAUAGCUAUCAAAGGUGAAUCAAACGGGCUUAAAGAAGCGAAAAAAGCUACCAAAGGCGAAUCCGAGGGGCUUGGAAAAAUAAUUUUCCUACCGAACAUAAACUUGCUGGCCGACUUUCAAGAAAAGGAGAAUAGCAUUUUUGAUCCACUUCCACCAGAAUGCUUCAAAAAGUUCAUUAAUACAACGUCCAGCAGCAAUUUUGAUUACUAUAAAAAUACCAAGGCAUUUUAUACGUCACUUGCCACCGAGUCAAGCCUAAGCGCAUCGUUAACCUCUACGUUUACUUUGGGUGCUACUGUAUCAGUGGCAACAAAGAGCAAAAGCUCAGAGAAAAGCGAAGUGAGUGGCAUAUCUUUGAUCAAGCAGGCGUUGGCAGAAAAGAUAUACGUCGAUAAAAAAUGCCUCACAAGUGCCAAAACCUCCACCCUAAAUGAAGAAUUCAUGGAAUACCUAGAGGAGUUGCCAUUAAAAAUCGAUCAUCCUUGGCUUCCCAAUUCUUGGGAAGAAUAUGAAACUUUCUUGGAUAAAUACGGCUCUCACGUCAUAACGUCUGUGGAGACCGGAUCGAGAUUCCAGCAAAUGGUGUUCGCAGAGAGCUCUGAAUCGUAUAGUGAAAGAGAUUUCCAGGUGAGAGCCUGUGUCUCGGCUGCAGGUCCCACGGAUGUUGGAGAGCUUGGUCUUUCGGCUUGUUCUAAUGUGACAAACAGUGAAAAAUCCAAGGCAAGCAAGAUGAGCACUAGCGAGACACGGUUCGUCAGGGGAGGACUAAGGGAUACAAAUAGCGCGUUGGCAAAUGGAAAGACGUCGGCUGAACUGAUUAAGAAACUCAUGAAUGAAGCUGACGAGGCACCUUCGCCUGUCCAGCAUACUUUCAAACCGGUCUGGGAAAUAUUAAAAGAUCGCUUCAAAACAGGAUCUAAGAAUCACAUCCGAGCAACAAUUCUCCAGUACUACUACAGUGGAUACUUGGGUUAUGGUUGUCUCUACAGUAAAAGCGGAGAUGUUGAAGUUCAAAAGUUCGACUACACCAAACAAUCAGAGAGUAAAAAACCAGAAUUGGAAUGUUCUCUCGCUAAGGAAGGUUGCCAUAACGAUGACGAUUGUCAUUACGUAAUUGGAGCCUGGUGUACUUGCAAAGGAAAAACGUGCGUUCGCUACAAGUCGGUGAAACAAAUUACAGGUCAAACCAAAAAUACUGCAUACAUCAACAAACGAAAGUGGGACUGGAAAGGAUGCGGUUGGAAAGUCUGGGGGUCAAGGUGUGCUUGCAAGAACAAAGAUUGCAAUGAAAGGAAGGUUGUGUGGUCCUUAUCAAAUAGUAACCAAGAUGCUGGCAGGCAUAAAGCACCUAGAAACGGAACCUACUUCGAGGCAAAGGAUCCUGCCACGGGUCAAGCGCAAACACCCAACCCAGCUGAAGAUACUGCCAAACACCCAACAACCGACAGUACCAAUCAACACAAGACAAAACAUCCAAUUCAAAAUCAACUGAAAGAAGAGGAAGAAGAAAUUUGA